This is a messenger RNA of Amoebophrya sp. A120, 1017 nucleotides long. NCBI's taxonomy places the organism in Eukaryota, Dinophyceae, Syndiniales, Amoebophryaceae. The record is from the annotation of a GenBank genome assembly.
AUGGGACUUUGGCAAACUUCCCUUGGGUGGAAACGUGAAUCUUGGGCGCGCCGUCCCGCCACGGAUUUAUUGCUGCGGACUAAUGACAAGAGGGGGUUGCACGAAUUUGACAUCGUCAUCUUCAAUUUUCCCUACGUCAAAGAAGACCCACGUCCAGAGUGGAAGCCUGCAGGAACGCUACCCACGUCAUGUAAGAGCGCAGCACUCAUCGUCGACUUCCUAGUCUUCUGCAGCCAGGAAGCAAAAAUCGGAGCGGAGAUUCUCUUGGGUCUCGCUACGUCGAAAAGCAUGACGUUUUUUGACGAUCAAAAUACAGAUAGCGACAACGAACACGAAGAAUUUCCGGAGUGCUACCGACCGGAUCAGUACGGCAAGUACGCCCAAUUUUCUGCAGAGAGCCUCGUUUCGCAAGUCUUGGCAGGGAAUUACGCCGCGCUGUACGAGACUGACCGUCUUCUUCCGGUGUUGUUGCUCGAGGACAAAGACAAAGACUACUACAGCAUGUAUGAAAACGAACCGGUGGCAUACGAACACGUUGCGGAGUCCAACAACAAAACGCAUGCCGAACACUCCGUCGCCCGGCAUUUGGAAGUCCAACAACAAAACGCUUUUUCGUUUCACUUUGCUACCAUGCUGUCACAACAGAGCUUCUUGCUCUAUUCCAUUUCGCCAAUUCUACGGGCAAUCGAUCAAAUUACCUACUGGAUCAAGUUUCGCGCAGACACCGCCCCUUCCGUCGGCAAUGCCGAACUCUUGUUCGACGAGUGUCAUCAAGCCCUCGUGGACUGGGCUAACCGUAGCGAACUUGAUUCAGGACUUGCAGUUGCCCUUAGUGCCGGCGCGAACUUUUACGCCGGCUUCUACUCGAAAGAUUUGCAGAAGAAGUGUGGCGUCAGCGAUCUCUUACGAAAGGAACGCCGUCUUGCGGAACGGGCGUGUGGCAGCAACCUCGUUAUAAAUGCCACUUUGGAAUUUGAUACUUGUAAUGGUGGUUUUUGUGUGAGCAAGUGGUGUUAA